AUGCCAAUGCUGAGGAGGCAGAAGCCCUCUAACACCUACAAUCACCACCAAAUGUCGAGGCAAUUAUCGUUCACCACCAUCAAUUUCUUCUUCCUAUUCACCUUCGUCCUCGCGGCGUCUGCUCCUUCUUUGGCUGCUGCAAAUGUUGAGGUGAUCACACUACAUACAUGGCUGCAAGGUUCUACUACCUUGUCUUUGGAUUUCUCCAACUGGAACCCUUCAGACCCCAACCCUUGUAAGUGGUCCUACAUUACUUGCUCACCCCAAAACUUUGUGACUGAGAUCAAUAUCCAGCUUAUUGAGCUAGCCAUUCCCUUUCCUUCAAAUUUUUCCUCACUUGCAUUUCUUCAAAACCUCAUCAUUUCUAGUGCUAAUCUUACUGGAACAAUCUCACCUGAUAUUGGAUAUUGUAAAUCACUUACGGUGCUUGAUGUAAGUUCUAACAGUCUUGUGGGUAGUAUUCCUACAAGUAUUGGGAUGCUUGAAAAUCUGCAGGACCUGAUUUUAAACUCUAACCAGCUUACUGGUCAAGUACCAAAUGAGCUUGGUGAUUGCAGCAGCCUCAAAAAUCUCAUCAUAUAUGAUAACUACCUAAGUGGUUAUCUUCCUGCUACACUCGGGAAGUUACUAAACUUGGAAGUUAUUAAAGCCGGAGGCAACAAAGACAUGUCAGGAAAGAUCCCAGAUGAGCUUGGCAACUGCAAGAACUUGCAGGUGCUGGGGCUUGCUGUUACUAAAGUUUCUGGUUCGACACCUUCAUCAUUGGGUAAGCUCAGCAUGCUGCAGACGCUGUCGAUUUAUACUACUAUGCUAUCGGGUGAGAUUCCACCAGAACUUGGCAACUGUUCAGAACUUGUCAACUUGUUCUUGUAUGAGAAUGACCUAUCUGGUUCGCUGCCAAAAGAGUUGGGAAAGCUUCAUAAGCUGGAGAGGAUGUUAUUGUGGCAAAACAACCUUGAUGGAACUAUUCCUGAGGAGAUUGGGAAUUGCAGAAGCUUGAAGAGUAUAGAUCUCUCUCUAAUCUCUGUUUCUGGAAGCAUACCAGAGUCUUUUGGGAACCUCUCAAAUCUUGAAGAGCUUAUGCUUAGUAACAACAACAUCAUUGGUUCAAUCCCUUCAGUUCUUUCCAAUGCUACAAAACUGGUGCAGCUGCAGGUUGAUACUAAUCAGAUUUCAGGCUUCAUCCCAGCUGAGCUAGGAAUGUUGAAGGAGCUCACAGUCUUUUUCGCUUGGGAGAACAAACUUGAAGGUAGCAUUCCAUCCGAAUUGGCUGACUGUGAGAGCCUUCAAGCUCUUGAUCUCUCACACAAUGCUCUCACUGGUAACAUACCUUCUGGCCUAUUUCAGCUGCAAAAUUUAACCAAGCUUCUCUUGAUUUCUAAUGACAUUUCCGGUUCUAUACCUACCGUGAUCGGAAACUGUAAGUCUCUUAUCCGGCUAAGGCUUGUGCAUAACAGAAUCAGUGGAGGGAUCCCAAAAGAAAUUGGCUUCCUUGAUAAACUUACUUUUCUUGAUCUGUCUGAAAACCGUCUUGUUGGUACCAUACCAGAAGAAAUUGGAAAAUGCAGUUCAUUACAGCUACUCAACUUAAGUAACAACACCCUCGGAGGUAAUUUGCCUAGCUCCUUGUCUUCUCUCACAUGGCUUCAAGUACUGGAUGUCUCUGUGAAUCAUUUUGUUGGUCAGAUUCCUGAGAGUUAUGGUGGACUAGCUUCCCUUAACAGACUCAUCCUCAGCAGCAACUUCUUAACUGAUCCAAUUCCCUCUUCACUUGGUAAAUGUUCAAACCUCCAACUGCUUGAUCUGAGUAACAACAAGCUCACUGGAAUGAUCCCACAGCAACUGUUUGAGAUUGAAGCUCUUGGGAUUGCUUUGAACCUCAGUUUCAAUGCUUUAUAUGGCAUAAUCCCACCACAGAUAUCUGCUCUCGAUAAGCUAUCUAUACUAGACCUAUCACACAACAAGCUUGAAGGUGAUCUGUUGGCACUUUCCGCGCUUGAAAAUCUUGUUUCUUUGAACAUCUCAUACAACAACUUCACUGGCUAUCUUCCUGACAGCAAUGUGUUUAGACAGUUGUCAGCAACAGACUUGGUGGGAAACAAAGGAUUGUGCUCUAGAGGUCAUGAUUUAUGUUUCCUCAGCAAUGGUUCAACAAUGACUAUGUCUAAAAGCGGUAGUUUCAGGAGGUCAUGGAGGCUUAAAUUAGCCAUUGCCUUGCUAAUAGCCUUGACCAUUGCUUUGUCAAUAUUUGGGAUACUUGCAGUAUUUCGUGCACGAAAGAUGAACAGAGAGGACAAUGACUCUGAGAUUGGAGGGGACUCAUGGCCUUGGCAAUUCACUCCAUUUCAGAAGGUGAGUUUCUCAGUUGAACAAGUUCUAAAAUGUCUAGUAGAGACCAAUGUUAUAGGAAAGGGAUGCUCAGGAGUUGUUUACCGGGCAGAAAUGGAAACCGAAGACAUUGCAGUAAAGAAGCUCUGGCCAACAACUGAUCCCAAAUAUGAUUCUCAAAGUAGAGGAGUUCGUGAUUCCUUUUCAGCUGAGGUGAAGACCCUUGGCUCCAUUCGCCACAAGAACAUUGUUAGGUUCUUGGGUUGCUGUUGGAACCGAAACACAAGAUUGCUAAUGUAUGAGUACAUGCCAAAUGGGAGCUUGGGCGGCUUACUUCAUGAAAGAAGUGGUAACUGCUUGAAUUGGGACAUCAGAUAUCGCAUAAUACUGGGGGCAGCACAAGGCUUGGCAUAUUUGCACCAUGACUCUGUUCCUCCAAUAGUUCACAGGGACAUUAAGGCCAACAACAUUCUCAUUGGUCCAGAUUUUGAGCCCUGCAUUGCUGAUUUUGGGCUUGCCAAGCUUGUUCUUGAAGGAGAUUUUGCUCGGUCCUCUAAAACGAUUGCUGGUUCAUAUGGAUACAUUGCUCCGGAAUAUGGAUACUCAAUGAAGAUAACAGAGAAAAGCGAUGUGUACAGCUACGGUGUAGUUGUGCUAGAAGUGCUAACGGGGAAGCAGCCAAUUGAUCCAACCAUACCAGAUGGACUCCACAUUGUCGAUUGGGUGAGGAAGAAGAGAGGGGGAGUUGAGGUACUUGAUAGAAGCUUGCGAGCACGACCGGAACCCGAGAUUGAGGAAAUGCUGCCGACAUUAGGUGUUGCAUUGCUCUGCAUAAACCCAACCCCAGAUGACAGACCAACCAUGAAAGAUGUAGCAGCAAUGCUCAAAGAGAUUAGGCAGGAGAGAGAGGAGUGCAUGAAAACUAACAUGAGGCUUCUCAACAAUGGAGGAACAUCAUCAGCUACUGUGCAGCAUCAACAUCCAUACCCUCAAACAAAAACCAGCACAAGCUUCUCUGCUUCCUCAUUGCUGUACACUUCAUCUUCCGAUGUUAAAACAACUCUCAAACAAUAA
Molecule: messenger RNA, 3402 nt
Organism: Argentina anserina (silverweed cinquefoil)
Lineage: Eukaryota; Viridiplantae; Streptophyta; Magnoliopsida; Rosales; Rosaceae
Product: LRR receptor-like serine/threonine-protein kinase RGI2
Exons: 3
Coding region: 1-3402 (1133 amino acids)
Biological process (GO): protein phosphorylation
Molecular function (GO): ATP binding; protein binding; protein kinase activity
Source: RefSeq, a predicted model, not a curated record